UCUCCUGGAGAAAGACACUCCACAGGGAACGGACGGAAGCGGCCAAGAAAAAAUCACGCCUUUCCGUUCCGUUCCGUCGGCCUCCGGCGCCACUCUUCCUCCCUCCGGCCGAUAUAAACCGCGGGCGGGUCUCGAGCCCCGCGGAAAAUGGGAACCUCCUCCUCCGCCGCCACCGCACUCCGACGCGACCACGAUGCUGUGCCUCGCCUGCUCGCGCUCUCCCCUGCCGCGCCCCUCUCCCACUGACCGCCCGGGCCCCGGGAUCGCGGGUGUCGCCGGCGGCGGCAAUGUGCGGCUGAGCGUGGUGCCUGUCCCGUCUCCGCCGCUUCGCUGCUCGUGGCCACGGAAGGCCAAGAGCAAGUUCUCUGUUCCUGUGGCUGUGCGAGAAAACCAAAAUAUGGCAAUGAAGGAAGAUGGUUUCGAUAACCUUCCCAUAUAUAAGCUGGAUCCGAAGUUGGCCGAAUUCAAGGUCCACUUCGAUUACAGGAUAAAAAGAUACCUUGAACAGAAACAAUCGAUUGAACAAAAUGAGGGAAGCCUUGCCGAAUUUUCUAAAGGCUAUUUGAAGUUUGGGAUCAAUACAGAUGGUGACACAACUGUGUACCGUGAGUGGGCCCCUGCUGCAAAGGAAGCGCAACUUGUUGGUGACUUCAACAACUGGAAUGGUGCUAUGCACAAGAUGGAGAGGGAUAAAUAUGGUGUUUGGUCAAUCAGGAUUUCCCAUGUCAAUGGGAAACCUGCCAUCCCACACAAUUCCAAGGUUAAAUUUUGCUUUAGGCGUGGAGAUGGUGUAUGGGUUGAUCGGAUUCCUGCAUGGAUUCGUUAUGCAACGUUUGAUGCCUCUAAAUUUGGAGCUCCUUACGACGGCAUUCACUGGGAUCCACCAACUAGUGAAAGGUAUGUGUUUAAGCAUCCUCGGCCUCCAAAGCCUGGCGCUCCACGUAUCUAUGAGGCGCAUGUGGGGAUGAGUGGUGAAAAGCCAGAAGUAAGCACAUACAGAGAAUUUGCAGACAAUGUGUUACCACGCAUAAGGGCAAAUAACUACAACACAGUUCAGCUGAUGGCAAUCAUGGAACACUCCUACUAUGCUUCUUUUGGGUAUCAUGUGACAAAUUUCUUCGCAGUUAGCAGCAGAUCAGGCACGCCAGAGGACCUCAAAUAUCUUGUUGACAAGGCACAUAGUUUAGGAUUGCGUGUUCUGAUGGAUGUUGUCCAUAGCCAUGCGAGCAGUAAUGUGACGGAUGGUCUACAUGGCUAUGAUGUUGGACAAAACACACAGGAAUCGUAUUUCCACACAGGAGAGAGGGGCUAUCACAAACUGUGGGAUAGCCGUCUGUUCAACUAUGCCAAUUGGGAGGUAUUAAGAUUUCUUCUUUCUAAUUUGAGAUAUUGGAUGGAUGAAUUCAUGUUCGAUGGCUUCCGAUUUGACGGGGUUACAUCCAUGCUAUACAAUCACCAUGGUAUCAAUAUGUCAUUUGCUGGGAAUUACAAGGAGUAUUUUGGGUUGGAUACUGAUGUAGAUGCAGUUGUUUACAUGAUGCUUGCCAACCAUUUAAUGCACAAGCUCUUGCCAGAAGCAACUGUUGUUGCAGAAGAUGUUUCAGGCAUGCCUGUGCUUUGUCGGCCAGUUGAUGAAGGUGGAGUAGGGUUUGACUAUCGCCUGGCUAUGGCUAUUCCUGAUAGAUGGAUUGACUACUUGAAGAACAAAGAUGACCUCGAGUGGUCAAUGAGUGGAAUAGCACUGACUUUGACUAACAGGAGAUAUACUGAAAAGUGCAUUGCAUAUGCUGAGAGCCACGAUCAGUCUAUUGUUGGUGACAAGACUAUGGCAUUUCUCUUGAUGGACAAGGAAAUGUAUACUGGCAUGUCAGACUUACAGCCUGCUUCGCCUACAAUUGAUCGUGGCAUUGCACUUCAAAAGAUGAUUCACUUCAUCACAAUGGCUCUUGGAGGUGAUGGCUACUUAAAUUUUAUGGGAAAUGAGUUUGGUCACCCAGAAUGGAUUGACUUUGCAAGAGAAGGCAACAACUGGAGUUAUGAUAAAUGCAGACGUCAGUGGAGCCUUGUUGACACUGAUCACCUACGAUACAAGUACAUGAAUGCAUUUGAUCAAGCAAUGAAUGCGCUCGAUGAUAAAUUUUCUUUCCUGUCAUCGUCAAAGCAGAUUGUCAGCGACGUGAAUGAGGAGAAAAAGGUUAUUGUCUUUGAACGUGGAGAUUUGGUUUUCGUCUUCAACUUUCAUCCUAAUAAAACUUAUGAGGGUUACAAAGUCGGAUGCGACUUGCCUGGGAAGUACAGGGUAGCUCUGGACUCUGAUGCUUUCCUCUUUGGUGGACAUGGAAGAGUUGGCCAUGACAUAGAUCACUUCACGUCACCGGAAGGAGUACCAGGAGUAGCCAAGACAAACUUCAACAACCGCCCUAACUCAUUCAAAGUCCUCUCCCCACCCCGUACUUGUGUGGUUUACAAGCGCGCCGAUGAAAAAGCUGAAGUGCAUAAGAUGGAAGGAGCUGCUGCUUCUGGGAAGAUUGCUCUGGAUUAUAUCGGUGUUGACGCGACAUACAUAAAACAAAUAGCAGACAAGGAGGCAGCAUCUGGUUCCAGAAAGGCGUCAACAGAGGAUGAUUCAGGCAAGAAGGGAACCAAGUUUGCCCUUCAGUCGUCUGUCGAGGACAAGAAAUAAGCACCAUAUGACUGCUUGAUCAGGACCGGCUGCUGCGCUGUUGUAAUACUUCUGCUAUAGCUAGUAGUACUAGCAAUAGUAGUGAGUUGUGCAAACUUUAGAUCCUGGCUUGCCUUGACUUGGCUAUGGUUAUUUAGCUGAAGUGCAUGUAUAAAUCUACAGAAAGAGAAAUAAUCAGCCAUGGUAUGAGCCGAGACCUCCGGUGUUGACUCUGGCUUAAUGUGCCCAACAUGCGUGCCCGGGCCUUCCUAUCAUAUAAAUAAAGUUUCGGGCUUUCUUCCCA
Messenger RNA from Brachypodium distachyon (stiff brome), 2966 nucleotides. RefSeq names its product 1,4-alpha-glucan-branching enzyme, chloroplastic/amyloplastic. NCBI's taxonomy places the organism in Eukaryota, Viridiplantae, Streptophyta, Magnoliopsida, Poales, Poaceae. Gene Ontology annotation, biological process: glycogen biosynthetic process. The transcript has 14 exons. Gene Ontology annotation, molecular function: hydrolase activity, hydrolyzing O-glycosyl compounds; cation binding; 1,4-alpha-glucan branching enzyme activity. The coding region runs from base 194 to 2683 and encodes 829 amino acids. Gene Ontology annotation, cellular component: cytoplasm. The record is from RefSeq and is a predicted model, not a curated record.